Molecule: messenger RNA, 1661 nt
Organism: Adelges cooleyi (spruce gall adelgid)
Lineage: Eukaryota; Metazoa; Arthropoda; Insecta; Hemiptera; Adelgidae
Gene: Rpt3
Product: 26S proteasome regulatory subunit 6B
Exons: 6
Coding region: 147-1391 (414 amino acids)
Biological process (GO): proteasome-mediated ubiquitin-dependent protein catabolic process
Cellular component (GO): proteasome regulatory particle, base subcomplex
Molecular function (GO): proteasome-activating activity; ATP binding; ATP hydrolysis activity
Source: RefSeq, a predicted model, not a curated record
UUUGAUAACGAAUAAAGGAAAAUAAUAUUCUAGCAGAACCAAGUACAUUUAACACUCGAAUAAAAUAAAAACGUUUUUAACACCCAGCAUUUUAAAGUUGUUUAAUUAGUUUUAAAUAAUAAUUAUACGAUAUACAUAUUAAUAAAAUGGAAGAAAUCGGUAUUGUUUUACCGGAAAGGGAUGAUAGCCAAGACGCUAAGCCAACCUUACCGAACUUGAAUAACGUUGAAGCCGGAUUAGACAGCUUGGAUCACUAUUCUAGAUAUAAGCGUUUACAAAGAUAUUUAGAAUUUUUGACUGUUCAAGAAGAAUACAUUAAAGAUGAACAGCGGAAUUUGAAAAAAGAAUAUUUACAUGCCCAAGAAGAAGUAAAACGUAUUCAGAGUGUGCCUCUAGUGAUCGGACAGUUUCUCGAAGCUGUCGACCAGAACACUGGUAUUGUCGGCAGUACUACUGGAUCAAAUUACUAUGUACGCAUAUUGUCGACCAUUGACCGUGAACUACUCAAACCAUCGGCCAGCGUAGCUUUACAUAAACACAGUAACGCUCUAGUCGAUGUGUUACCUCCUGAAGCAGACUCCUCCAUAUCUAUGUUACAGGCCGACGAAAAACCUGAUAUUCAAUAUUCUGAUAUCGGAGGCAUGGACAUGCAGAAACAAGAAAUUCGUGAAGCGGUCGAAUUGCCAUUAACACACUUUGAGUUAUAUAAGCAAAUUGGUAUUGAUCCACCUCGAGGUGUAUUGAUGUACGGUCCACCAGGAUGUGGAAAAACCAUGUUAGCUAAGGCCGUGGCUCAUCACACUACUGCUGCUUUCAUUCGUGUUGUCGGGUCGGAAUUUGUUCAAAAGUAUUUAGGUGAAGGUCCACGUAUGGUGCGUGAUGUCUUCCGUCUAGCUAAGGAAAAUUCACCAGCUAUAAUAUUUAUCGACGAAAUUGACGCGAUUGCCACAAAACGUUUCGAUGCCCAAACUGGUGCUGAUCGUGAAGUCCAACGUAUUCUCUUGGAGUUGCUCAACCAAAUGGACGGUUUCGAUCAAACCACCAAUGUCAAAGUGAUAAUGGCCACUAACCGAGCUGAUACACUAGAUCCCGCUUUAUUGCGUCCCGGACGAUUAGACAGGAAAAUUGAAUUCCCAUUGCCAGAUCGCAGACAGAAGCGUUUAGUGUUCUCUACUAUAACGGCUAAAAUGAAUCUCAGCGAAGAAGUCGACUUGGAAGAUUACGUUGCUAGACCAGACAGGAUUUCUGGAGCUGAUAUCAAUGCCAUUUGUCAAGAGGCUGGAAUGCAUGCAGUACGUGAAAACCGAUACAUUGUGCUACCUAAAGACUUCGAAAAAGGAUACAAAAACAACAUUAAAAAAGAUGAAUCAGAACACGAGUUCUACAAUUAAAUUUUGUGAAAAAGUUGAGUUCUAUAAAAAAUUAUUUACAUUAUUUAGUUUAAGAAAUUAUAUUAUUUUUUCUUUGUAAACACAACACUCGAGUGUGAUAAUACAUUUCGUAUCGUUAAGAGAUUGUAUUUAAAAAAAUUAAAGUAUACAUUAAUAAUAUAAAAAAAUAAACAUAUUUUAUUUCACUUUUAUAUAAACAUAUUUUAAAGCGUUCGGUUUAAGUGAAAAAUAUCAGUACACAAUUAACAGAAUACAUAUGUAUAAUAGGUA